AUGUCAUUUAAGUUCCCAUCAUUAAAAUCUAUUCAAGAUACUAUUGCCAGUUAUGAUUUUGAAUCAAUUUCUAAACAAACUGGUAAAACUUAUGAAGAAUUUUCCAAAACCAUUCAACCUUUCACUCAUAAAACCAGUGAAAUGUUAACUACUCAAUUGAAUCAAAUUCAACAAUUUGCUAAUGCUAACCAAAAUAUUGAAGUUAGUGAAUUACCAAAAGAUUAUUUAGAAUUAGAAGAAAACUGUGAUCUUUUAUUGAACUUAUACACUGAAUUGAUUCAUUUCACUAACGAUACUUUUGCCAAAGUAAGUUACGAUUAUCCUCCAGCAAACGGAUCAUUAAAUAAAUUCAGAGAAAAUGUUUUGGGUAAUAAAUUCAAUCAACUCAAAAGUGUUUCAUCUCCACAAGAAUUAGAGAAUUUAUUAUUAGGUAAAGAUGAAAAGAAAGAAGAAACUGCUGAAGUUCAAGUUGUUCAAGUUCCAAAAACUUUAUAUGGACAAUUAUCCAAAAUUUGUGAAAAAUAUCAAACCGAAAUGAAAAAUUCAGAUUCCCCUUUGAAUUUCGCUUUAUUACAAGUUUCUUCUACUUAUUUAGAAAUUGCUCAAAGUAGAUUAGAUAUGGAUAAAAAAAUUACCAAUGAUUUAAACUUGAAAUUAGUCGAAGCUUUAAAUAAAGAAUUUAUCAAAGUUAAUGAAUUAAGAAAGAAAGUUUAUUCUAUAAGAUCAGAAUUUGAUUUAAAAAGAUCUAAAAUCAAUGAUGAAGAAAAUGACGAAUUGAUUAAAAUUGAAGAUGAAUUAGUUAGUGCUACUGAAGUUGCUGUUACCGAAAUGAAACAAUUGAUUCAACCAUCAAAAUCUGUUAACUUAUUGAAAGUCUUUGUGGCUGCUCAAAAGGAAUGGUUUGAAUUAUCAGCCAAAAAAUUGGAUUCCUUAUUAACUUCUUUAGAUAAGAUCAAAUUCGAUUAA
Molecule: messenger RNA, 966 nt
Organism: Yamadazyma jaroonii
Lineage: Eukaryota; Fungi; Ascomycota; Pichiomycetes; Serinales; Debaryomycetaceae
Source: the annotation of a GenBank genome assembly